CAAUGAGCGCUGUGUGGCCCCACCCCGUCUCUCUUCAGCGCUGUCUAUAUCCUCAGUGUAGGUUACUAUUCUCGGAGAGAGAGAAAGGGAAAAAAUAAUAACCUCCAAGAAUUGGUUAUUCCUGUCUUUCACCUUCCACGACCAGCGGCCAGGAGGGGAGCGGCCUUCGCGGUGGGAAUGUGCUGCUACAACAAGCCCGCGUCCUAUUUUUUUGUGAAUGUAAAUGCACAUGUAGUGUCAAGCCUGUAGCCUAUUUACCCACCUCGAAUUCAAGAGGAAUAUAUAUGUAUGAGUGUGUAUGUGUGUACACAUAGGCUUUAUGUAGGCUAUAAAAACUGAGCCUGACAGCGGGGGUUGCUUUUUCACCUGCAAGAAACGUGGAUACAUUUCGAGGGAUUUUCACGUCUCGGUCACGUUUUCUAUUCCUUUUCUUUUUUAGGCUUUUUUUUCUUGAAGGGAUUCGUAGGAGCCAGUCGGGAAUUUAAAAAAAACUCUAUCGGUGCGCAGUUUUUGGAGGCUCGGUGGUGAUGUGAGGGGCUGAUAACACAAUUUCAGCAACAAAAGCGAGGGGCAGGGAGAGAGAGAAGGCCCUUUUGGAGGAAAAAACACAGCAAGAAAUAGCCACCACAAACAAGGAGGACGAAUCUGGGGAUAUUGCAUCGUGUCGGAGUUUGAGGUGGUGGAGGAUCCAGCAGAAAAGACAACCGCAGUGAGUUUGGAGCGGUUGUGGGUUGAUUUGAUGCAGCGAAUGAAAAGGAGCCGGAUGACGACGGAAGCAACGAGAAUAUCACACAUGUAGGUCGUUCGGGUGUAAAUAUUAUUUCCCUUCCUCCUGUCCUGUUGGGCCCCCGACGAAGUCAGCCGUCGGGGAGACAUAGCAAUAGAUAGAGCGUAUAAGUGUACACUUAUGGAAAUGUUUAUCAUGAAAGGAGACGUGGAAACGAGCCGCGCCACAGCACGGGCGAGGUUUUCGGACACGCCGAGUUCGGCUCCUUGUCACGGGCAGCAGUGAGACGCAAGACCCGGGCUUUUGGAGAUGCAAAUUAGGUUGUUUAUUCUGCCUCCAUUUGAGGUGAAACCCCGAGUUUUGGUUUCUUAACAGACGUAGUGGAUUACAAUUCUUCACGCAACACAGUUGACAGACAGAGAGAGAGAAAGAGUGGGAAAACAAAACAAUAACUAUACUGCAUGCAAAGGAGGAAAAAGCCCGAGCAGGAUUCAGCAAACUGAGAAGGCGGCCUCGGUGUCGUCAGCAACAGUAUCCUGCCCUUUCUCUGACAGCAAAAUACGCGUUAUGGACACAUAAAUUCUACAGUGCUGCACCACGGACAGUUUUUGGAGAAGGCCAGGGAAGUUAAAUGGUGUAAAUGUGGAUGACAUUGCUGCCAAAUCCGCAUGUCAAACGAGGGAUCUAGGCUAGUUUAGUUUAUUUAUUUAUUUUGCUUUCUACAUACCCCCCACCUCCACUCCUUCUUCUUCUUCCACCUCCUCCUCCUCCCCUGGACCCCCUUUUUCUUUUUUUCUUGCGGGAAGAUGGGUUGUUUGGGCAACAGUAAGACCGAAGACCAGAGAAAUGAGGAGAAGGCACAAAGAGAAGCAAACAAAAAGAUAGAGAAACAGCUCCAAAAAGACAAACAGAUCUACAGAGCAACACACAGACUACUACUUUUAGGAGCUGGAGAGUCAGGAAAGAGCACCAUAGUAAAACAGAUGAGGAUCCUACAUGUCAACGGCUUCAAUGCAGAAGAGAAGAAGCAGAAAAUUCAGGACAUCAAAAAUAAUAUUAAAGAGGCUAUUGAGACCAUAGUAACAGCUAUGAGCACCCUGACACCACCGGUGCAGUUGGCGAGCCCAGAGAACCGGUACCGGAUCGAAUAUGUUCUCAACCUCGUUAACCAGAAGGACUUUGAGUUUCCAUCUGAGUUUUACGACCAUGCGAAGACACUGUGGCAGGAUGAAGGGGUCAGGGCGUGCUAUGAGAGAUCCAACGAGUACCAGCUAAUCGACUGUGCACAAUACUUUCUAGACAAGAUCGACAUUGUGAAACAGACUGACUACACUCCAACAGAUCAGGAUUUGCUGCGGUGCAGAGUAUUGACUUCAGGAAUCUUCGAAACAAGAUUCCAAGUGGACAAAGUUAAUUUCCAUAUGUUCGAUGUUGGCGGUCAAAGAGACGAACGCCGAAAAUGGAUUCAGUGCUUUAACGAUGUAACGGCCAUCAUCUUUGUGGUGGCCAGUAGCAGUUACAACAUGGUGAUCAGAGAGGACAAUCAGACCAACCGUUUACAGGAAGCCCUCAACCUCUUUAAAAACAUCUGGAACAACAGGUGGCUGCGGACCAUUUCUGUCAUCUUGUUCCUAAAUAAACAGGACCUGCUAGCCGAGAAGGUGCUGGCAGGGAAGUCCAAAAUUGAGGAAUACUUUCCUGAAUUUGCUCGCUACACCACACCUGAUGAUGCGACACCAGAGCCAGGAGAAGAUCCACGUGUUACAAGGGCAAAGUACUUCAUAAGAGAUGAAUUCCUGAGGAUCAGCACAGCAAGUGGGGACGGAAGACACUACUGUUACCCCCACUUCACCUGCGCCGUCGACACGGAAAAUAUCCGCCGCGUCUUCAACGACUGUCGAGAUAUCAUCCAGCGGAUGCACCUGCGGCAGUACGAGCUGUUGUGAUAGAAGAAAGGUGUAUGGCCAAAAACACAUCGGACUAUGAAAAACCCUGAACCUUGAGUCUCUGAACUCCCCUCUUCCACUGAAGUGUGUGAGCUCUUGUGAAGAACGGAGGCCAUUACACACACACACGCACACACACACACAUGCGCACGCACGCAGACUUACAGUAAACACAACCUGAACCCAGAACUUCCCCUGAUGCAAACUUGCUACCUGCAGUAAAUUGAGCUAAUUUGAUGAAAAUGUUUGAGGGGCUAACACAUAAAUGUACUCUUACCUCCACCUUCAGCCAUACUCCGAGCUCCUUACCUCUUAACAUCAUAUAUAGUCCCCAUACACGUUAUCUUCACCUUUGUGGGAAGGGGGUGUUGAGCUGCGGUUGAGAUUGUGAGACUUUUGCUUUUGUUGAGGCCGGGAUGAAACUGAGAGAGCUACUACUUCAGUAGGAAAGAUAUAACUGUCGAAUUACUGCAAAUAAAGACUAAACAUGUCAUAACAGAUCAGCUUAACACUGUAUCUAACAAAGAAAACAAGCACUGUGCUCAGGACUUGACUCAAACCAUGUACACCAAUCCUUCCUACCAUUUACACAGAUCCAUAAACCCAACCACAGUAUCUGCUUGCACACAGAAACAUAUCACACCUGCUUUUUACUGGACUGCACAACCGGGUGGAUCCGGAAACGUACUGAUCUACCGACGAGCAGCAGGUUCGUUGAGCUGUCAGCUGACAGUGCUUUGAGAUUAAACAGACUGAGUGACUGACCCCAAGGAGCAGCGUUACCACAAACUAAACGAAGCAGGGGCGUGUCGGGAUCAGUCAGGCCGCACGGGGGGGCAGGGGUUCGCAAAAACAGUACAGAGCCAACUCCGAUGUGAAUUUGUCUGAUGGACUCUAGACACGUUGUACAGGGACGACGAUGACAGUCCCUGGACUUCUCCACAGAACUGUUUUGCCACUGGACAUUGCCUUGUUGGUAGUGGAGCAAAACGUGAUGAGGAUAUAUUGAAUUUAAAACAAAAGGAAACAAAAAAAUGCAAACUUUUAUGGCACUUAACUAAUGGAGGACACAAAGCAUCCUUCCACAGUACAGUACCAUAUAAGUUAAAGAAAACUCUCAUCUUGUCAUGAUUGACCCUGUUAUACUGUCUCCACAGCUGUUUAUGUCUGUGUAGACUUUUGUGCCAUUGUGCCCUGUGCGCUCUUUUCUUUAUCUUUACUCUCCCUUUUUUCACCCCUUUUCUUCUUACAAUUUUACUCACUCUCCAUUUUCACAUUUCUCCCCCUCUCUCAUUUUCUCCUUCACUCUCCCUUCUCCCAAUCACCUUUUCACAUGCACUUUUACCUUACUGGCAAUGCUCAUUUGUUUUAAGAGGAAAUAGAAUAUAACAAUCCUGGAAUAUAAAAAAGAAGAUGACAACAACAAACGGGACACUAAUUUUUUUUUUUUACUCAUGUGGUCAGCCUGCUUUCACCUUCCUGGCAUUCUUCCCUCUGUCAUUCCGACUCCUUUCCUCCUUCCUCCCCCGACUCCUUGCUCUUUUGUAUGUCUGUCUUUACUUUACUGCUGAACUAUUAUUCUUGUACAGACUGUAAAAUGUAUUAUUUUGUACAACUUUAUUGAAAAAAAAAUUACUUUUAGAAGAUCCCUGUGCCUUGAUCACGACUGUACGUGUGUAAUGAGCUAAAGUGGGUGUGAUACUGCGCUGUAUAGCUUGGCCAAUCCCCUCCUAACCCCCUUCCUCUCUCACCACUCUCUCUCUCACCGCUCUCGCUCUCUCCCGCUCUCGCUCUCGCUCUCUCUCUGGACAGAGGACAAACAUUCGUGGCUCUUGUAGUUUUAUUUCUCUCCCCUAUCCUCCCAUUCUCUCUUUAUGAUUUAAAUGUCUAUUUUUCGAUCCAUAUACCCCAAAAAGAUAAAUAUAUGAAAUGUAUAUGGGUUUUAAAAAAAAAAAAAAAAAGUAUUUUAUUAGAAUCAAAUGAACCUUGACAAAUUGUACACUUGAUAGUGUGCGUAUUGCUAUAACUUAAAUCCUUUCAACUGAAGUUGUGUUCAGGUUUCUUUUGUUUUACUCCGUUGACAUCUACAAAGGACAUUUUGAGGGUUAAAGAAGAGAUGACAGAUCCAAAACAUUGCUUGUUUCUACAGAGAUCUUAUUCUUUUGCUACAAAGGCCAAACAAAAUGACAAAAAAGAAAACAUUUAAGUUUAUUUUCUGGUUGCUAGCCUUGCACAGCAGAGGCGGCCUGUACAGUAUUAGCAUUUCUGUCAUUUCAAUGCCCUAGUCUUCAUUUACUGUGUACAUCAAAUAUGGGUCUCUACUUUCUGAACAGAAGCUCUAAGAAAUAAAAGUUUUUUUUGGUGCAGACA
Messenger RNA from Micropterus dolomieu (smallmouth bass), 5043 nucleotides. RefSeq names its product GNAS complex locus (gene gnas). The transcript has 12 exons. Gene Ontology annotation, biological process: adenylate cyclase-activating dopamine receptor signaling pathway; sensory perception of chemical stimulus. Bases 1534 to 2673 code for a protein of 379 amino acids. NCBI's taxonomy places the organism in Eukaryota, Metazoa, Chordata, Actinopteri, Centrarchiformes, Centrarchidae. The record is from RefSeq and is a predicted model, not a curated record. Gene Ontology annotation, cellular component: heterotrimeric G-protein complex. Gene Ontology annotation, molecular function: ionotropic glutamate receptor binding; G-protein beta/gamma-subunit complex binding; corticotropin-releasing hormone receptor 1 binding.